This is a messenger RNA of Diospyros lotus (date-plum), 1309 nucleotides long. Its product is annotated as pro-cathepsin H-like. The record is from RefSeq and is a predicted model, not a curated record. Gene Ontology annotation, cellular component: lysosome. Gene Ontology annotation, biological process: immune response. Lineage: Eukaryota; Viridiplantae; Streptophyta; Magnoliopsida; Ericales; Ebenaceae. Gene Ontology annotation, molecular function: cysteine-type endopeptidase activity. The transcript is spliced from 8 exons. Bases 48 to 1091 code for a protein of 347 amino acids.
GAACCCAUUCAUAUAUAUCAGAGCCACCCACCAGAAGAUUCAGUUCAAUGGCCGCCCCCUGUAUUUCCAUCGUCCUCUUCCUCUUCUUCUUCUUCUUCUUCUUCUCUACCGGCGCAUCUCCGGCGUCCACGUUCUACGACGUCAGGAGCAUUGUCGGUACCAGUCCUCAUGCCCUCUCCUUCGCCCGCUUCGUUUACAAGCACGGAAAAGGCUACGAGACGGCGGAGGAAACGAAGCUGCGGUUCUCCAUUUUCUCGGAGAACUUGAAGCUCAUCUCAUCGCACAACAAAAAGGGCCUCCCUUACACUCUUGCCGUCAAUCGGUUUGCCGACUGGACCUGGGAAGAGUUCCAGAAAAACAAGCUGGGAGCUGCUCAAACCUGUUCUGCCACCGUUAAAGGCAACCACAAGCUCCAAACUGAUGAUCAAGAUCUUCCUGAAACGAAAGACUGGAGAGAAGAAGGAAUCGUGAGCCCAGUGAAAGAUCAAGGCUCCUGUGGAUCUUGCUGGACUUUCAGUUCAACAGGGGCUCUGGAGGCAGCAUACAAGCAGGCACAUGGGAAGGACGUGUCCCUAUCGGAGCAGCAACUAGUGGACUGCGCCGGAGCAUUCGACAACGCCGGCUGCGAUGGUGGCUUGCCGUCGCAUGCUUUUGAGUACAUAAAAUACAACGGCGGCCUGGAAACUUCGGAAGCUUACCCUUACACAGGAGCGAGUGGUGGCUCAUGCAAAUUUUCCUCCGAGAAUGUUGCUGUCAAAGUCAUCGAUUCUGUCAACAUUACUCAGGGAGAUGAAAAUGAGUUAAAGCAUGCCGUAGCAUUUGUCCGGCCGGUGACCGUCGCGUUUCAGGUUGCCGACGAUUUCCGAUUCCUCAGCGACGGAGUUUACACUAGCAAUAAGUGCGGCAAAACUUCUCAGGAUGUGAACCAUGCAGUUCUGGCAGUGGGGUAUGGAGUGAAGAACAAUAUGCCCUAUUGGCUCAUUAAGAACUCAUGGGGAGCAGAUUGGGGAGACAAGGGCUACUUCAGAAUGGAGAUGGGCAAAAACAUGUGCGGUGUUGCGACGUGUGCAUCAUACCCCGUGGUUGCUUAAUGAUCCUUCAUGACAAAACAAUUACUACAGCUGUUAGUACCCAAAAAAAAAAAAAAAAAAAAAGAGAAGACUUCAUAUCAGAGUAUCGCCUUUGCUUGUUUGAACCUCCUAUUAUCUCACGUUGUACUAAUGCUUGAUUUAUUAAUAACAAUCAAGCGCCUACUUUACCAUUAGCUUUUCCUAUAGUAAUAUAAUAAUAAUAGCUAAAGUUUACAAUA